Messenger RNA from Epithele typhae, 1053 nucleotides. RefSeq lists its product as uncharacterized. Lineage: Eukaryota; Fungi; Basidiomycota; Agaricomycetes; Polyporales; Epitheliaceae. The record is from RefSeq and is a predicted model, not a curated record. Bases 1 to 1053 code for a protein of 350 amino acids. The transcript is spliced from 3 exons.
AUGAGCCCGUCCUCUGGACCUCCCCGAAAACUGCGCCACAUCAAAGGGCUCUGGCUCGAGGACGGCAACAUCAUCCUCGUCGCCGCGGGUGCCAAGUACGGCUUUCGACUCUAUCGUGGUCUCCUCGCGUCCCAAUCAUCCAUCUUUUCCGACAUGUUCGCGGCUGCAAUCCCAAGCACAGAGGAUUCACACAACGGCUGCCCCGUAGUCCACCUCUCGGACUAUACGGCCGACCUUGACAGCACCAACGGUACGCAUCCUUACUUCACGCGUCGCUCUGGCCACCAAACGCCUCCCCCGUUUUCCAGCUUCUACGACAGCAACAGUGUCAUCACGUUCGUGGAGUGCGCCGCGGUCGCUCGCCUCGCACACAAGUACGAUGUUGAAAACGCGCUUAGCAGAGCCCUCGACCUCCUCCGGGAGCACUUCACCUCCGACUUCGACGUCUGGGAAGACGACGAGCGUCGGGAGCCCCUCACGGGCGUCGACGAAGACCGGACGUGCGCCAUCGGGGCUGUGAACCUGGCCCGGUUGACCAACACGCCCUUGAUCCUCCCGCUCGCGCUGUACCUAUGUGUUCAGCUCGGCGGAGACGUUCUCAAGGGCUGGACGCACAACGGCACGACGGAGCACCUCUCGCAGGAAGACCUGGAGUGGUGCAUCAACGCGCGGGCGCGGCUGGCGAGCGAGAACACGGCCGGGGUGCUUGCGGAGCCGGUGGAAGAUCGGAAGUGGACCUGCGACGCUCUCGGUGCGCGCGAUCGGGAUCGCGGGAGGGCGGUGGAGGACGCGCUUGCUCCGGCGGGGCGGCAUCUCUGCGGGAGGUGCCAGUGGAAGGUGCGGACUUGGCAUGAGGUGUACCGCAGGCAUGUGUGGAGGAGCCUUCCGGAGAUAUUCGAGGUUGAGGUGGAAGGAUGGGAGGUUGAAGAGGAUAUGGAGGUGGAUGAUGAAGACGAGGCGGUGGGUGCGGGCGAGGCGAGCGAAGACGAAGAAGAGAUGGAUGGGGACGAGACCGAGUCGUCGUCGUCGUCGUUGUCGGACAACAUGGACUAA